Messenger RNA from Melopsittacus undulatus (budgerigar), 2050 nucleotides. RefSeq names its product carbonic anhydrase 12 (gene CA12). Gene Ontology annotation, molecular function: zinc ion binding; carbonate dehydratase activity. NCBI's taxonomy places the organism in Eukaryota, Metazoa, Chordata, Aves, Psittaciformes, Psittaculidae. Bases 36 to 1181 code for a protein of 381 amino acids. Gene Ontology annotation, biological process: one-carbon metabolic process. Gene Ontology annotation, cellular component: plasma membrane. The transcript is spliced from 10 exons. The record is from RefSeq and is a predicted model, not a curated record.
GAAGAGUAGAAGCUCCUCUUCCGCAGCACCUCUGCAUGUGUGCAUUCUACCUGCCACAUAUCUACAAGGGAGUUUCUUCAGACCGCAGAGGAACCUGUGAACUGUCAGAAUAUUAUAAGUCUUUCCUUGAGAUGUCAGCCAAGAGCUUCAGUGUAGUCACAGUUGCUGCUGUGCUUAUUUUCUUCCUAAAGACACCAGUCUCAAUGCAAGCUCCAUUGAAUGGGUCAAAAUGGUCUUAUAUUGGUCCUGAUGGAGAGAAGGCCUGGCCAAAGAAAUACCCAUUUUGUGGAGGAAUAUUCCAGUCACCAAUAGAUUUUCACAAAGAUAUUCUCCAGUACGAUUCUAAUCUCUUACCUUUAGAAUUCAUAGGCUAUAAUGUGUCCUCCACUGACCAGUUUACAUUGAUCAAUAAUGGUCACUCAGUGAAAAUGUACCUGUUGCCUACUAUGUACAUCAGAAGCCUCCCAUUUGAAUAUACAGCAUCUCAACUUCACCUCCACUGGGGAAACAGAAACAAGUCAGAAGGCUCAGAGCACACAGUCAGUGGGAAGCACUUUGCAGCAGAGCUGCAUAUUGUACAUUAUAAUUCAGAGAAAUAUCCAGAUGUAACAGCAGCAAUGGACAAAGCAGAUGGACUGGCGGUUUUGGCUAUUCUUUUUGAGAUUGGACCCUUCAACCCAUCCUAUGAAAAGAUCUUCAGGCACUUCCGGAAUGUGAAAUACAAGGAUCAGAUGGUCCAAGUCCCUGGUUUCAAUAUCCAAGAACUGCUUCCUGAAAGACUGGAUGAGUACUAUCGCUAUGAAGGAUCCCUGACAACUCCUCCCUGCUACCCUAGCGUCCUCUGGACAGUUUUCCGACACCCCGUUAAAAUUUCACAUGAGCAGUUACUGGCACUGGAAACAGCCAUGUACUGCACAGAGAGUGAUGACCCAGAACCCCUGGAAAUGGUUGAUAACUUCCGGAAAGUUCAGGAAUUCCAUGAAAGACUGGUGUUUAUCUCAUUCCGUGAAGGUUUUGUUGUUUCUGUUGUGAUAGCCUGUGUUUUGGGAGUGCUCAUCAUUCUUGCAGUAGCCUUCUGCCUACUGAAGAGGAAAAGCUGCAAAAAGGAAGGCAAAGACAACAGAAGAGUCAUCUACAAACCAGGCACACACAAGGAGGAAGACUAUAUCUCCAAACUUUGAUGCCCUGCUCUGUCCCAGAAGACCCUUUUCAUUCAUAGCACUGAUUUAUUUUGUGUUGUUCAAACAUCUCUCUUGUUCUUGGCUGAUGGAAGGCCCCAAGAGUGUUCUAAAAAGGUACUGGCCACAAGUUUUCCAUAUCCCUUGUGGUCUUGUUUUCCAGGGAGAUAGGAUCAGUGAACACUCCUGAGCUGAACUCCUCACAACAUGCUUUUCAUGUUUGCUGCUUACUGAGUCCUGCUCUUUUAAUUGAUUUCACAGUUAAUCCUAAACUCCAAUGUUAUGGUUUGUUUAGCACAGAUGCUACAGAAUUCCUCUUGAAUUAGAUAUCUGAGUGGGAGUCUCGCAUCCUUGUACUUCAGUACACAGGCAGGGAUUGAGCACAGGUUUAUACCUAAAAUAACUUCAGGUCUGAAUGCUGCUAAACAUGACCUGGGAAGGUCUAAGCCAAACUUUACACUUAGAUUCUACAUUGAGUAGCACCAGUGUAUAUGUGAUUUAAAAUAAAUAAGUUGAUAUUGUAUGUGUUUUCUCUUUUACAGAUGGUAGAUGCACACUUACGUUUUAGAUUCUCCCCCUUCCACCUCUAAAAAAACUGUUUUAUGUCAAAAGCAAGCUUUUGAGUGAAAGGAGAAAUAACUUAUUACUACUUACUGUACAUGAAAUUUAUAAGCAGAAAUUUAAUCUUACAACUAAUUACAUUGCAUUCGCCACAGUUUUUAUCUUGCACAAACAAGCACAUAAAGAUCAUCUUUUUGAAAUGUUUGGAAUUUACUUAAAAAGCAUCAUUUGUGCGCUCUGGGGAACAUUACUUACUCUUUGAAUGCAGGUGUUUAAAGACAAGAAAUGACAAUAAAUUUUUAUGGUGUUUC